Messenger RNA from Acipenser ruthenus (sterlet), 1871 nucleotides. Its product is annotated as CCR4-NOT transcription complex subunit 11. The transcript is spliced from 7 exons. The record is from RefSeq and is a predicted model, not a curated record. Lineage: Eukaryota; Metazoa; Chordata; Actinopteri; Acipenseriformes; Acipenseridae. Bases 343 to 1680 code for a protein of 445 amino acids. Gene Ontology annotation, biological process: mRNA catabolic process; negative regulation of translation. Gene Ontology annotation, cellular component: CCR4-NOT complex.
UUCCCCCAUCCUGUCGUAAACAUCAGUCUGGUAAAGCACUGGUUCCGGCAGAUUGAAGUUGUAGUUAAUUUCCAGUCCUUUUGGACACGCUCUCAAAAUCUGAAUUAUAUUAUCCAUAGAAACAGCUUGGUUUGCGCAGAAUACACGUCAGUUUUGUUAUGAUCACAACUAAGUAACUAGUAUUAUUUUUACGACAAGAGCUCCGAGAAGCCGCGAGUUGUUUGGUUUCAGAUACCAGAAGAGAAAAACGAUGUGCUGUUAGAAAGACCCCGUGUUUGGACGGUAUUUCGGGAUUGUCUCUGGAUUGUUUUCCCUUGGUAAACCCCCGUCCACCGGAGAAACAUGUCGCUGGCCCCGAAGGAGCUCUCCAAUCUGCUGGGGAUCAUCUCUGAGGAGGCCUGCACGAACACCUUCGAGGGCCUCUCCACGGCCUUCCACCAUUACUUUGGAAAAGCUGAACACUUCCGAGUGGGCUCAGUGCUAGUGAUGCUCCUGCAGCAGCCCGAUUUACUGCCUAGCUCCCCGCAGCGCCUCACCGCUCUAUACCUACUGUGGGAGAUGUACCGCACCGAACCGCUUGCCGCAAACCCCUUCGCCGCUGUCUUUGCCCAUCUCCUGAACCCGGCGCCAGUCGGAGAGGAGCAGGAGAAACCGCUCUCCGGUUUUCUGCCUCCCAUAACAUUGCCAGAAAAGUUUUUCCUCUCCCAGCUCAUGCUGGCUCCACCUAGGGAGCUCUUCAAGAAAACCCCUCGACAGAUCUCAUGCAUGGAUGUUGGUAACAUGCCUCAGUCUGUGGAUAUAAGUGGGCUUCAGCUGGCCUUGGCAGAACGUCAGUCAGAGCUGCCAACCCAAAGCAAGGCCAGCUUUCCCAGUAUUCUCAAUGAUCCGGACCCAGAUUCUUCCAACUCUGGAUUCGACAGCUCUGUAGCCAAUCAGAUUACAGAAGCCUUAGUUAGUGGGCCACGACCACCAAUAGAAAGUCACUUUCGCCCAGAGUUCAUCCGGCCUGCCCCGCCACUGCACGUGUGUGACGAUGAGUUGGCCUGGCUUAACCCUUCAGAGCCUGACCACACCAUCCAGUGGGACCGCUCUAUGUGUGUUAAGAACAGCACUGGUGUGGAGAUCAAGCGCAUCAUGUCCAAGGCUUUCAAAAGUCCACUGUCUGCACAGCAGCAGACACAGCUGCUUGGGGAGCUAGAAAAGGAUCCUAAACUGGUUUAUCACAUUGGACUGUCCCCGGCCAAACUGCCUGACCUGGUAGAAAACAACCCACUGGUUGCAAUUGAGAUGCUGCUGAAACUGAUGCAGUCAAGUCAGAUCACUGAGUAUUUCUCUGUGCUUGUCAAUAUGGACAUGUCUCUCCACUCCAUGGAGGUGGUAAAUAGGCUUACAACAGCAGUAGAUCUCCCUCCAGAAUUCAUCCAUUUAUACAUUUCAAAUUGCAUCUCCACCUGUGAGCAGAUCAAAGACAAGUACAUGCAGAAUCGUUUGGUGCGCCUCGUCUGUGUUUUCCUCCAGUCUUUGAUCCGGAAUAAAAUCAUCAACGUCCAGGACUUGUUUAUUGAAGUUCAGGCAUUUUGUAUUGAGUUCAGCCGGAUAAGAGAGGCAGCUGGCCUUUUCCGGUUGCUGAAAACAUUGGACACAGGAGAGAACCCCUCUGAGGCCAAGCCCAGCAAAUAAAGGAGAUUGAUUGUGGACAGCUUUUGAAAUGAAUUAGAACCUUGUUAUUGUUUUGUAUGCAUUGUGUACACAUUUUACAUGGUGGCAUUCUCGACAGUGAUCUUUAUUUCUGUUCAGAUAUAAAUGCUGAUGAAAUCGGCUUCUUGAAUUCUUGUUUCAAAAGAAUAAAAUACUGUUGCCAUUUUCAUGAA